ACGCGGGUGUAGCUCUUCCAGCACUGCCAUCUGUUCCAUCACCCCCACAUACACAUGCUCGUCGCGAAGUUACACAGCGGGGGACGCUGCAAAGGGCGCCUGCGUGUACAUCGUAAGGCACACCGGGGGCGCCGAAAUUUCCUGCGCGUGGCCGACUCGGCGGGGUACCAGGAAAAAAAAAAAAUCGAAAGGAUCGCCGUGAGAAGCGAAAGCGAAGCAAACCGGAUGUUGAUGCGAAGCAAACACCUAUGCGGUACCCCCUCACUCCGGAAAAGCAUUUAAAAAAAAAAAAAACGCAGCGCGAUCAAAUGCAGAAUGUCGCAAGUCGAGCAGCAAACGAACCUACAUUUGUAUCCCCCAUCGGUAGAAAAUUGAGAAGAGCACCGCUGCAUCGUCGUAGUUUUCUCCCCUCACUUCAAAAAAAAAAAAAAAAAAAAAACGAACGAUUGAGCCAAGAAGCAGAGCUCACAACGGCGCACAGCAGAUUAAGCAAAAAAUUGUAUGCCCCUAGGUAUGCCCAGUAACAUUGCAGGUGCAUAGGAGCCCGGCCUGGCUUGACAUCCCCAUAUAUCUCUCUACGCCCCCACACACUCGCGCUGAACCCGUUUUGUAACCCACCAUGGAUUUCCCCAAGCUGCUGAAUAAGCCCUCACUAGACUUGAUCAAAAAUGACUUUCCCCACGCGAACAAAUUUGAGUUGGAGCACACGAGCGUUUCGAAGCAGCCGUUCCUGAAGAGCGGAUUCACCUUCGCCAACAACACCUACACGAUCUACACCAAUUUGAAGAAAAGCAUUUACGACACGAAAAAUGAAAUUAAAUUCGACGCCUCGGGGAUAAGUCUGCUGGACGUCAAGUACCAGCCCGCGUACGUGAAAAACCUGCACCUCUGUGGGAAGUACACGAAGAGCAAUGGAAAGGAAGACGACACCUUCGAGGUGUAUAGCGAAUACGCGUCGCCGCACAUGAAUGUCUUUUCCUCCGUCAACGUUAAGAAUCUCUUUUUUAAAUACGUCCACGUGGGUUCGCACCCCAAGUUCCCCGAAUUUAAGUUUGGAGGCCAGCUGCAGGGCAACCUAGACGUGAAGAACCUGCAGUACUCACUUGGAGGCUCCUACACCAAGAGUAACUUUGACAGCCAAUAUAUUUUCUCCUUUCGAUCCAUCCCCACCAACAAGCACGCCUACGGAAGUCUGGCGGUCAAUCUGUUCUUUCAAAACAAAAGCCUAAACGAUAACGCAGUGAGCAUCGAGCUCAUUCAGAAUAUCAUAGAAAAAAAAUCUACAAUAAACGUGGCGUCCAUUUGGUACCUCAACGAUAAGAGCACCGCCGUGAAAACCAAAAUUAGCAACGACACGAGGGUCGCCGUGUCCCUCACGCACAAGUACAACGAGUUUGUGUCCGUCUCGCUGGGCUCCCAGGUCGACGUCAGCAAAAUGUCCCUCCCGGACAGCACCAAGUUUGGAGUCAAGCUGCUCUUAAAGUCCUGA
Messenger RNA from Plasmodium vivax (malaria parasite P. vivax), 1489 nucleotides. RefSeq lists its product as hypothetical. The transcript is spliced from 7 exons. The record is from RefSeq and is a predicted model, not a curated record. NCBI's taxonomy places the organism in Eukaryota, Apicomplexa, Aconoidasida, Haemosporida, Plasmodiidae. Gene Ontology annotation, biological process: transmembrane transport. The coding region runs from base 620 to 1489 and encodes 289 amino acids. Gene Ontology annotation, cellular component: mitochondrial outer membrane.